AAAUAAUAUGAAAAUGCAGUGUUAACCUUUACCCAAUUAUGCCAGCAAAAAACUAUGAAUCAAGCUAAAGCAAUGGAUGAAGAGAUGGACAUCAUUGAUGACUCACUUUACAGUCGUCAACGCUAUGUCCUUGGCGACCGAGCAAUGCAUCAAAUGGCACAGUCCAGUGUGUUCCUGAGUGGGCUGGGAGGUCUUGGAGUGGAGAUAGCAAAGAACAUUAUCCUCGCUGGACUGAAGUCAGUGGUCAUCCAUGAUCCCGCCCCCUCAACCCUCUCUGACCUAUCAUCACAGUUCUUCCUCAGACCUGACGAUGUUUCCACGGGAACCAGCAGAGCGGAGGCAAGUUUAUCUCGCUUACAGGAGCUCAACCCGUAUGUGUCCGUAUCCAUGGUGUCACAGCCCCUGACAACCAACUCAGACCUCUCAUUCUUGUCCCAGUAUCAGUGUGUUAUCCUGACUGAUGCUAGUGUCGAUCUUCAACUGGUGGUGAACAAGUUUUGCCGAGCUCAGCAACCUCCAGUCAAGUUUCUGUCCUGCUCGGUGAGGGGUGUGUUUUCGUCACUGUUUUGUGACUUUGGUCCCGAGUUUACUGUGUACGACAAAGAUGGGGAGGAGCCUCUCGAGUGCUUCAUUGGGAACAUCACCAAGGCAUCUCCGGGUGUUGUGACUUGUCUGGAGGGACAUCUUCACGGCAUGUCCACUGGUGACCUAAUCACGUUUAGAGAGGUCGUGGGAAUGGAAGUUAAUGGAACUACACACACUAUAAAAGUCAUGUCCCCCAGUGUAUUCAGUGUUGGAGACACGAGUGAGAUGACCCCUUACCAGCAUGGAGGAAUAGUCAGACAAAGAAAGACACAGUCAACAGUCACAUUUGAACCCCUGGAAGUCCAGCUGAGAAAUCCUAGUGUCCUUAUAGCAGAUUUUGCCAAGUUUGAGCACCCGCUCCAAACACAUAUCGGGCUUAUAGCUCUGGAUAGAUUCUCACAGACUCACAACGGUUCUCUACCCAAACCACGUGAUCCAAGAGAUGCAAUGGAGCUUGCUCGCCUGGCCAAUGAAGUCAACCGUGAGAACAAGCUGGUUGAGCUUGUGGAUGAAGAGUUGCUGAAGGCACUGUCGUUCACCGCGGGGGGUCUUCUCCCACCCCUGGCAACGGUUGUGGGGGGUCUGGCAGCGCAGGAGGCUCUCAUUGCUCUCACUGGAAAAUUCUCACCUCUCAAACAGUGGCUGUAUCUGGAUGCAGUAGAAGUUUUGAGUGGUCAAGAGAGCCUCGAUUCAACAUCCUUCUUACCAAAAGGUGAUCGCUAUGACGCUGUACGUAUUUGCCUGGGGGAGGAAUUGCUGCAAAAAAUGGCCAACUGUCGACUGUUCAUGGUUGGGUGUGGAGCCAUUGGUUGUGAGAUGCUCAAGAACUACGCCAUGCUAGGGAUAGGCAGGAGGCCAGCAGGACAGAUCACCAUCACUGAUAAUGACCUGAUCGAGAAGUCUAAUCUCAACAGACAGUUUUUAUUUCGACCACGACACAUUCAGCAACCCAAGUCGCUGGUAGCCGCUCGAUCCACCAAUGACAUCAAUCCAGAGCUACUAAUUGACCCCCAGCAGUAUAAGGUGUUUCCUGGCACAGAGAGGAAAGUCUAUCACGACCAGUUCUUCCAGUCACAGACUGUCAUUGUCAACGCCCUUGACAACGUGGAGGCUCGUAGAUAUGUGGACAGUCGCUGUGUAACUAACCUUCGACCUCUACUAGAGUCGGGCACCAUGGGAGCCAAGGGCCACGUGCAGGUGAUUGUCCCUCAUCUGACGGAGUCCUACUCCAGUCAGCAAGACCCACCAGAUAAAGAUGUUCCUUACUGCACUCUCAAGUCAUUCCCGGCCACCAUUGAGCACACCAUCCAGUGGGCCAGGGACAAGUUCGAGGCACUAUUCUUCCAAAAACCAUCCAUGUACACAAAGUUUUGGGAUUCUCAAAGUCCACAGAAGCUACUCCAGGCGUUGAAAGAACAGCAAAUUCCUGACGGGGUAGUAAAGGUCGUGAAGAUGUUGGGAUCGUCCCCUCGUGACUGGACCUCCUGCGUACAAUUAGGACGAAUCAAGUUCGAGAAAUAUUUCAAUCACAAGGCUUUGAAUCUGAUUCACACAUUUCCAUUGGACACAAAGAUGAAGGAUGGCUCUCUGUUCUGGCAGUCCCCAAAGAGACCACCGAUACAUGUUGUAUUCAGUACCUCUAACAAACAGCAUAUGCUCUUUGUCAUGACAACAGCCAAGCUGCUAGCCUCAAUCCAUGGAAUACAGUACACUGAUCAGGAUUUACUAGAGAGCAAUAUUGUGACUAUCAUCCAGUCCACUCCCGUGCCUCUCUUCAAGCCCUCGUCAAAAACAGUCAUCACGGAUGAGUCGGUGAAGAAGCCGGAACAGGUGGAGGUGCCGCUAGACAUGAUGGAGACUUGUCAGGCUAACCUGGAGAAGAUGCUUGCAGCUGGAGACAUCCCUCAGCAGAAACUGCGAAUGUUUCCGCAAGCAUUUGAGAAAGAUGAUGAUUCUAAUGGCCACAUUGACUUCAUCAGCUCAGCUGCAAACCUGAGGGCAAGUGUGUACUCCAUUGAGAACGUGGAUAGACUCAAGGCCAAGCUCAUUGCCGGCCGUAUAGUGCCUGCCAUAGCAACCACGACAGCUGCAGUGGCUGGAUUGGUGAGCAUAGAGCUGAUCAAGGUGAUACAAGGAGGUCUACCACUGGAGAGCUACAAGAAUGCUUUCCUCAGCCUUGCCCUCCCGUCACUCGUAUUCUCUGAACCUGCCCCUCCUCUGAAGACACUUGUUAACAAAGAUCUCAGCUUCUCCCUCUGGGACCGAUGGGAGGUCAAAGGUCACAAAGACAUGACGCUACAGGAGUUCCUCAACAUUCUUCAAGAGCAGUGUGGGUUGGAGGUGACCAUGGUUGUUUUGGGUGUCAAGAUGAUAUACGUCCCCUUCAUGCCUGGCCACAAGAAGCGACUGACACAAACGAUGGUGAAGCUGCUCAAGCCCGACCAUGAGAGGAGCUACAUGGACCUGACAGUGUCCCUCCAGACUAACACUGACGAGGAUGCGGAGGACGCCCCAGGGCCUCCCGUCAGAUACUAUUUCAAAUAGCUCGAUCAGAACUUAUCGUAAACCUGAUUAUUAUUAUUGUUGUUCAUUGUUCUUAAACGAAUUGAUGGAUGACUUAAUUGCCAAA
Halichondria panicea is the source of this 3214-nucleotide messenger RNA. Its product is annotated as ubiquitin-like modifier-activating enzyme 6. Bases 55 to 3129 code for a protein of 1024 amino acids. Gene Ontology annotation, cellular component: cytoplasm; nucleus. Lineage: Eukaryota; Metazoa; Porifera; Demospongiae; Suberitida; Halichondriidae. The transcript has 32 exons. Gene Ontology annotation, molecular function: ubiquitin activating enzyme activity; FAT10 activating enzyme activity. Gene Ontology annotation, biological process: protein ubiquitination; DNA damage response; ubiquitin-dependent protein catabolic process. The record is from RefSeq and is a predicted model, not a curated record.